AUGGGAUCCGUCCUGAGUUGCAUUUGUCCAGAGAAGGCCGAUGAUGAAGGCCGGGUCAACGCAGUCGUUGGAAGCAACGCUACAUGGAGGAUAUUCACUUACAAAGAGUUGCAUGCAGCAACUAACGGAUUCAGCGACGAGAAGAAGCUUGGCGAAGGGGGGUUUGGAAGUGUUUAUUUGGGAAAAACCUCCGAUGGUCUUCAGAUAGCUGUGAAAAAAUUGAAGGCAAUGAGUUCUAAAGCGGAGAUGGAAUUUGCAGUGGAAGUGGAAGUUCUUGGAAGGGUUCGGCACAAGAAUUUGUUGGGUCUCAGGGGAUACUGCGCUGGGACUGAUCAACGGCUCAUAGUCUAUGACUACAUGCCGAACCUCAGCUUGCUAUCUCAUUUGCACGGCCUACUUGCUGGCCAAGUACUACUGGACUGGAAGAGGAGAAUGAAGAUUGCAAUGGGCUCUGCAGAAGGCCUAAUGUAUUUGCACCAUGAAGUAACACCCCACAUUAUUCAUCGAGACAUAAAGGCAAGUAAUGUGCUUUUGGACUCGGAUUUUGAACCAUUAGUGGCUGAUUUUGGAUUUGCGAAGCUUAUUCCAGAGGGUGUUAGCCAUAUGACUACCCGUGUUAAGGGCACUUUGGGAUACCUAGCACCCGAAUAUGCCAUGUGGGGAAAGGUUUCCGAGAGCUGUGAUGUGUACAGUUUUGGAAUUCUUCUGUUGGAGAUCGUCACCGGAAGAAAACCCAUUGAAAAGCUCCGGGGAGGAACUAAGAGGACAAUAACAGAAUGGGCCGAGCCGCUCAUAACCAAGGGAAGGUUUAAGGAUCUUGUUGAUCCGAAACUUAGGGGGAACUUCGACGAAAACCAACUUAAACAAGCCAUCACUGUUGCUGCCCUGUGUGUGCAAAGUGAGCCUGAAAAGAGACCCAACAUGAACGAAGUGGUUAGCCUUCUGAAAGGGUGUGAGCCAAAAGUAAAGGUUAUGCCUAUGAGAAUUUCAAGUAUCAAAUACAGGGAAGAAUUGCUAGCACUUGAUCAACCUAGUGAUGAUGAGGGUGGUGGUCCCGAUGACUACGGGGUUUUUAGUGCUUUGGACGGCGGUCCUUAUCAGAACUAUGGAGACGACGGGAGAUUGACCAGAAACGCGUAAGAGUUUGCACACAUUUUGCCCAUGGCAGGCGAUCGAAAAA
Molecule: messenger RNA, 1180 nt
Organism: Juglans regia (Persian walnut)
Lineage: Eukaryota; Viridiplantae; Streptophyta; Magnoliopsida; Fagales; Juglandaceae
Product: PTI1-like tyrosine-protein kinase At3g15890
Exons: 4
Coding region: 1-1140 (379 amino acids)
Biological process (GO): protein phosphorylation
Cellular component (GO): plasma membrane
Molecular function (GO): ATP binding; protein kinase activity
Source: RefSeq, a predicted model, not a curated record